AUGUUUGUCAACAAUGUCGCAAAUCGUGCCAACCCGCGCCUUCCACCCCUUCCACCACUUCCACCCGUAUUUGGACUAGAUGCUUUCGAAAUCGAAAUCCCAGAAAUCCCAGAGACAACAUCUGGACCGGGAUGGUACUGGUUUGGUCGGGGGACAAACGACAAUGAUGUAGCUUCCAAGAGUAUUGCUACAUUACAAAAUAGAAAUGCGCAUCUACGAAGGGAAAAUGGACGAUUGCGGAAUGUAGGUGAAUCGUGGCAAAUGGAAGUCGGACGACUACGAAAUCAAAAUGUCAGACCGGACGGAGAAGCCGAUCGACAAAAUCAGAUUAUCGAGGAACUACGUGGUCAAUUAGCCGAAUUAGGGAGACGAAAUGAGCAACAUACGCAAACUAUUCAAGGACUUAGAGAACAGACAAGGAGGGAGAUCGAUUCACACGCACAAACUAUCCAAGGACUCAAAGAUCAGAUAGCCAAAGCGGGCGAGAAAGAUCAGACGAUUGAGGAACUAAGAGUCCAAAUGUCUGAGGUAAGAAGGGAGAACGAUUUGCAUGCACAAACUAUUCAUGGCCUCAGAGAGAAGGUAGCCAAAGCAGGUGAAAAAGACCAAACAAUGGAGGAACUACGAAUUCAAAUGUCUGAAGUAAGAAUGGAGAAAGACUCACAUGCCCAAACCAUCCAGGAACUCGGGGAGAAAAUAGCCGAACUACUUAACAACCCAACCAUCGACGACCUCCGAACUCAAGUAACCACCCUAUCAGAAACCAUCGAACAAAAAGACCAGGUCAUCAAAAACCUCCACAAGCAAAUAACCAUCCUAACCGAACAACACAGCAAACAAGUAGACGAGCUCCGCGAACGCAUCACCACCAUCUCGAACGAGAACGACGAGCGCGUAAACAUCAUGUCGGAACUGCGCGUCAAACUCACAGAAGAACUUGAAAAAACCAUGAAGCAGGAAUUCACCAUUUCCUCUCUCCGCAAUAACUUGGCCACCGAGGCCGAAAAAUGCGAGACUCAUCGGCUCUGGGCGGAGCGACAACACGAGACGGAAAUGGAAAAGGCGCAGUAUGAGCUAGGCGACUUGAAGGUGCAGAUUGCGACGCUGAAAGUAAGAUUGAAUACCAUGGAGAAGGAGGAGUUGAGGUUGGCGAAGUUGACGGGGGCUCAACAGCCUCCUGGAGGGAAGUGA
Messenger RNA from Botrytis porri, 1191 nucleotides. RefSeq lists its product as uncharacterized. Bases 1 to 1191 code for a protein of 396 amino acids. NCBI's taxonomy places the organism in Eukaryota, Fungi, Ascomycota, Leotiomycetes, Helotiales, Sclerotiniaceae. The record is from RefSeq and is a predicted model, not a curated record. The transcript is spliced from 2 exons.